Molecule: messenger RNA, 1707 nt
Organism: Anneissia japonica
Lineage: Eukaryota; Metazoa; Echinodermata; Crinoidea; Comatulida; Comatulidae
Product: DNA replication complex GINS protein PSF1-like
Exons: 8
Coding region: 58-642 (194 amino acids)
Biological process (GO): DNA replication; DNA strand elongation involved in mitotic DNA replication
Cellular component (GO): GINS complex
Source: RefSeq, a predicted model, not a curated record
GGGAAAGGCUCUUGUUGGCCUAUCUGUUAUGGUUUGGAGAGCGCGAAAAGUCUAAACAUGUAUGGCGAAUUAGCACUUGAAUUGAUUAGAGACCUUCAGCGAUCUCUUGACGGUUCUCUUCUAACUUUUAACGAUGAUGGUGUGCGGCAGGUGUUGGAAGAGAUGCGGGCGCUCUUUCAUCAAAACCAAGUUGAUGUGUCAUCCAGUACAGCAGGUGAAACCAGGAUGCUUGCUGGUGUCCAGUUUCGACAUGAUUGCCUCCACAGGAACAAGCGAUUACUGCUAGCUUAUUUAUACAACCGCUUGCAAGUAAUCAGACAAAUGCGAUGGGAAUUUGGGAGUGUUUUACCUGCUGAUGUAAAGCAUAACCUCUCAGAAAAUGAGGUUCAGUGGUUUGGUCGCUAUAACAAGUCAUUAGCAAAGUACAUGAGAUCAUUAGGUUCAGAUGGCUUGGAUCUAACUCAGAAUACAAAGCCUCCAAAAGGUUUAUAUAUUGAAGUACGAUGCCUAGUGGACCAUGGAGAAUUUGAGACGGAAGAUGGAACAAUAAUUGUUUUAAAUAAGAAUUGUCAGCAUUUUUUAUUACGAUCACAGUGUGAACAUCUAGUAAGACAAGGCAUACUGGAACACAUCAUUUCAUGAGGCUGGCAGAGAAGACAAUUCAAGCAAUUUUGGUUUGAUUAAGGGCCGAGAAAGUUCCCAUUAUCAAAUGCAUCAUCACUAAUGUAGAUUAAUAAAUGUUAUGCACAACAAAGUUCAAAAUCAAAACCAUAGAACAAUUUAACUGAAGUUCGCUUGGUAUUGUCGAUGGGAUUUGUUCAAGACAAACAAGAUAUAACAGGGAACUUUUGAUUUGCGUCAACGUAGAACGUAAUGAUGUCACAUUAAUGUAACUGUGCACGUGUGAACGUUGUGCAUUACGUUCCCUCCUGAAAUCUGGAUUGGUUGUUGGCCGAAUGUAUGUUCAGACCAAAAUGAGGACUAUACUUUAUUAAACAUUCCUACAAUUGUACGUAGGCGACAUAUCUGCGUACCCGUUGUAAAAAAUAAAAAUUUAUUUAAAGUAGAACGCGGAAUGCAUGUGACGACAGUCACUGAUUGAGUGAAUCUGUUCUACCAUGGAGGUAUUUUUGAGAUCACUGGGUAACAGAUCCCUUUGACUCGACAAACCAAUGUGUUCCCUGCCAUUGAUUCACGCAUGGCCGUCUAUCAUAUUAUUAACCAUUUUUCAUUACCAACAACCUGGCAACAACAGGCUUUUAUAUGCUUCAACACAAUAGUUGUGCAAUGCGACACAAUAUGCCGUUGGGUGUUAACUCAUUAAAUACCUUUAAAAUUAACAAUGUUCCCCUCCCUGAUUUUUUCAGACUUUUAGAAUGUUACAUGUAUACUUCAGGAACAGAUUCCGCAAAUAAUUUCCAUUGCAAUUAGUUCUACAGUAGGUUCAUUAUAAUUUUGUUAUAGAUUGACUGGACUGUAAAACUAAAAAUUAUUCCGAAUUUGGAUUGAAUUUUCAAAUAGUCCACAUGUGUUCACACUAAAAUAACUUAGUUUAUAAUACAGUAAUCCUCAAUCAUUCCUUGAUUAAUAUCUGUUAAAAUUAUAAUUAACAAGUUUUAUCCAAUUUAUGGAAAUUCAAGUUGAAAUAUACCCUACGUUUAAGGUUCAUGUAAAGUUUCAUUAAAUUCAAAACUCUUUUGUAGAAAA